Molecule: messenger RNA, 675 nt
Organism: Camelina sativa (false flax)
Lineage: Eukaryota; Viridiplantae; Streptophyta; Magnoliopsida; Brassicales; Brassicaceae
Source: RefSeq, a predicted model, not a curated record
AUGGGACCAUUCCCUUCUUCUUACAAGAAUAAGUACAUCCUUGUAGCUGUUGACUAUGUCUCCAAGUGGGUAGAAGCUAUUGCAAGUCCCAAGAAUGAUUCUGCUGUGGUUCUUAAGCUGUUUAAGACCAUUAUCUUUCCACGGUUUGGAGUGCCCAGGAUUGUUAUCAGUGAUGGAGGUAAGCACUUUAUCAAUAAAGUGUCUGAUAAGUUGUUGAAGAAGUAUGGAGUUCAACAUAGAGUAGCUAGUCCGUAUCCUCCUCAGACUAGUGGACAAGUUGAGGUUUCCAACAGGCAGAUUAAGGAGAUUCUGGAGAAAACUGUGGGUGUUACAAGAAAGGAUUGGGCUGCCAAACAUCAUGCAUUUGAGAACUUUAAGAUAUACAAGGAGAGAACCAAGGCUUAUCAUGAUAAGAAGAUCAUCUCCAGAAAUUUUGAGCCUAAUGAUCAGGUACUUCUGUACAACUCUCGCUUGAAGCUGUUUCCAGGAAAGCUUCGUUCUCGUUGGUCCGGACCAUUCACUAUCCAAGAAGUCCGCCCUUAUGGAGCUAUUGUGCUGCUUAACUCCAAGGGAGAGAAGUUUACUGUCAAUGGCGAGAGGGUGAAACACUGUUGGGCUGAAGCCGAGAUACCAGACGGACACAUUGUGCGUUUGGAUGAUGUACCUUCUGCCUAA